UGUUCGACUCAUGCUACUUAUGGACGAUCAUAAAUUUCAUUUAUUAUAUAUAUAAUACCGUAUACGCGUUCCACAACCCGCAUCGACAAUACUAGCUGUAAAUUAUAAAACAAUCUAGAUACAUAUCUGCAUAACUUACAUUAAAAAUAAUUUCGCGUAGAUACGGGACUAAGUAAGCCAGAUUACUUUAGUAUUUCUUAUCAUUCAGAGUCGAACGAUUGAUCAGUCAACAUGAAGGUUUUCGUGUUAUUAUUUAUGAUAAUAUGUUCGAGUACAGCAAAGCAACUUGUAAGUCUAGAUGAAAGCCAAACAUUAUUUAAAAAGUAUAUGUUAAAUCAGUUAAACGAAACCGAAGAAGCUUCGUUAAAUGCAAUAUUUGACAUAUUCUAUAGACCUGAACCUAUAACAAGUAGAUCGCUUGAAAAUCGUAGUGCUGCUAGACUGAGUAUUGAUUGUAUAGUAUGUAGAAAUGCUAUUGGUGCAUUUUUUCAAAUAAUACAAGAAGGCCAAACUGAAGAAGAAGCUACGGAUGUUAUAACAACGUUGUGCACGUCGUUAGGCAUUGAAAAUUAUAAUGUCUGCAGAGGAGCUGUUGCAUUGAAUAUACCGAUCUUCGCCCAUAUCAUUAGAAAUGUCCCCGAAGCAACGCCACAAACCUUUUGUGGCUUAGUGUUCCAAACAGCAACUGAUAGUAAUUUUUGUCCUAUAACUGAUCCACGAUUUGAAUGGGAAGUCCAAUUGCCCGACCGACCCGAGUCAGUUAAUACACCACAAAUCGACCCAAGACCAUUAAGAGUAGCCGUGAUCACGGAUGUACACCUUGACCCACUCUAUGAGGCUAACGGUGUUGCAAAUUGUGAUGAACCAGUAUGCUGCAGGUUUGGCCAAUCGCCUGCUCAAAAUUAUAUUUACCGAUCUAAUGUGGACGAGUCUCUUUAUGACCGAAGUAUUGUAGACGUGGAUGGCAAUGUAAUGCUAAAUUUAAGUGUAGCAUCAGACAUUAGGCAACAAAGAAUGUUAUCACAAACAAGACACGCAAAUACUAGAGAUACAUCUCCAGCCGGUUAUUGGGGUGAUUAUAGAGACUGUGAUACACCUUUGUGGGCAUAUGACGAUGUCAUUGAGACCAUAGCAGAGACCCAUAGAGGUGUAGAUAUUAUAUAUUACAUUGGAGAUACAAUUGAUCACGGUGUUUGGGAAACAUCGUACGAGCUGAUCAAUAAUAUGAAUUUGUAUUUAAUAGAUAAAAUAAGGAAAACUUUUGGUGACGACGUUUUAGUCGUACCUGUUAUUGGUAAUCAUGAAGCCCAACCUACAAACCAAUUCGCACCUUCAUAUAUCACGGGUGAGAAGUUAAAUACGACAUGGCUUUAUGAAGCCUUAGCAAAUAAAUGGGAUCAUUAUUUAACCGAGGACGCGAAAGUAACAUUGCUUGAUCGCGGUGACUUCUCAAUAGUGGCUAGACCAGGACUCAGAGUUAUUUCGCUAAAUAAUAAUGUGGCAUACAGAUUCAAUUGGUGGUUAGCAUGCGAUCCCGCGGAUUCCAAGAAACACUUGGAUUGGUUAGUUGACGAGCUGCACAAAGCUGAACUAGCUGGCGAGAAAGUACAUAUAUUGACACACCUUCCAGCUGGAGUAAAUGACCUUAUUUAUACUUGGACAAGAGAGUAUAAUAAAAUCAUUAACAGAUUCUCAGCAACAAUUACAGCUGAAUUCAAUGGACAUGUCCACUCAGACGAAUUUAAAGUAUUCUACAGUUUAACUGAUGGCACACCUAUAAAUGUGGCAUGGGGCGGCGGUAGUGCUACUACUUACAGUGACUACAAUCUAAAUUAUAAAAUAAUCGAUUUCGAUUCGACAACUUUCUUACCCGAAAACAUCGUGAAUUAUAUCUACAAUAUAACAGAAGCUAAUCUAACACCGCACCUCCGCCCGCAUUGGUUCCAACUUUAUGACAUGCGAACUUCAUUUGGAAUCACAGACCUAUCAGCGGCUUCAAUCAGUGAUUUAGUUUAUAGGAUGCCCGUUGAAACUAGACUCUUAGAUUUAUAUAUAGCUUUUUAUUCUAAAUUAAGUGACAAUAGGUGGCCAUUUUGUAACACUGAAUGUAAACUUAAUAAUCUUUGUAAAAUAGUAGUCACAGUGCUUUGGGAACGAGAAAGAUGUGAGGAACUGAGGAACUUAUAUUAUUCAACCAACUGAUUACUUUUUGUAUAUUCAAAUAAAAACUGUUUAAAUAAAUAGGCUUUAAAUUUAUUUAUCAACACUAACAAUGACCUAUAUCUUAUACA
Messenger RNA from Achroia grisella, 2291 nucleotides. Its product is annotated as sphingomyelin phosphodiesterase-like. NCBI's taxonomy places the organism in Eukaryota, Metazoa, Arthropoda, Insecta, Lepidoptera, Pyralidae. Gene Ontology annotation, biological process: sphingomyelin catabolic process; ceramide biosynthetic process. Gene Ontology annotation, cellular component: lysosome. The coding region runs from base 232 to 2202 and encodes 656 amino acids. The transcript is spliced from 10 exons. Gene Ontology annotation, molecular function: acid sphingomyelin phosphodiesterase activity. The record is from RefSeq and is a predicted model, not a curated record.